GGACAGUAAUCACUUCCUGUUUUUAGCCCUAGGAAGACUCGUGGAUAGCGUCACCCGAGACAUUGUAAUGCUAUUUAAGUCAAAGUCAUGAAUGCUUUUAGUCGCUCCGGGAAACUGUUAUCGUCGGUAUUUAGAAGUAGAGUUUUACUGGAACAAAAUGGUGUUUAUAGAAGCGUCUGUGCGACCCGUAGAGCUCAGCGAUAUAGCCUGUAUCUUCCUCAACAUUUUACAGCUAACUCGGCCUCAUGUCAACACUGCAGUCAAGUAGUAUCGUUCAGAUGUCACUUUGACACAAAACGAUGUUUUUCUCAAAGCGAUGAAAGCAAAGAUUUCGAGAGCAGUGUUGUGUCUGAAGAGGAAUCACAUGAGAUCGACGAUAGCAGCAGCUCCCUUAGUCAGAGACGCUCUGAGACGUUCUCUCUUGACGUGCUGGUGUCUCUGCUGCGCCAGGAAAAUGCAGUGGACCUUUGCGUUAUUAAAGUGCCAGAGGAGAUCAAGUAUGCUGAAUACUUCAUUGUUGUCAGCGGUGUGUCACCAAGACAUGUCCGCGCAAUGGCGUUUUAUGCUCUCAAAGUGUAUAAGUUUCUGAAGAAUGAUAGUGAUCCAGAAGUCAAGAUCGAAGGGAGGGAUGCAGAGGACUGGAUGUGUAUCGACUUUGGUAAUAUGGUUGUUCACUUUAUGAUGCCAGAGACCAGAGAACUGUAUGAACUGGAGAAACUCUGGACUCUUCGAGCCUACGAUGAGAAGCUGAAGCGCAUCCCUCCGGAUACGCUGCCAGAAGACUUCAUGUUGGAUCCUGAAGUAGCAAAAUGACAACGCGAGACUGAUCAUCUUAAUGCUCUUAUAGAGUACUGCAGGACAUAGACAGUGUAACUUAAGCAAGCAGCCUGCGACGGUGCGAGCUGUUACUGGUGUGCUCGCUCAGGUGAAUUUUUGUUUCUACUUCCUGCUUCACUUUCCAUUUCCUGCUACAGUUUCAGCAAUGGCAACUGAAACUGUUGCCGAAAUCUUGCCGAAGACAAGUGAUACAAAUGUGUAUAUCUCCAAACCUCCUCAGUUAACCUCAUCAAUUCGGGUUGAUCCAAAACAAUCAUUUCGAAAAUUGCUUAGAUGGAGAAACCGCUGGAAAUACUUGAUCGGAUCCACACUACUACCAAGCGGAUCAGUCACAGUCGCUGUGGUGCAUAGUUACAUUUCUGGGGAGGUACACAUCAGUUACAGUGCUACACAGAUGUCUGAACCACCUAUUAGCUGUACCCAGACUUAACUAUGUCAUUAUGACUCUAGAUGUGUCUUUAAAGUCUCCGUUUGCAAGAGUUCAGUUUAUUUUUGUCACUUCUCAUUUCUUUAUUUUCUGUUGGAAAUUUAGAAAUGUAAAUCAUGUACAGUGUGUGUGCAUGUUACACCACUGAAUGUGUGUUUAAGAAUAGAUUUUAUAAUAUUUUGAUGUUUGAAAUACAUCAUUUGAAUAUUCCAGAUGUAUUUGGUGGUUUUUAAUUGUCAUAGAGCAGGUUCACAUUAUUGCAAAGUAUAUUUUGUAAGAUGCAUUUUUGUUGUGAAAGAUAAAGUAAACGUGUUAAUUAUCAAAAGGUUAAGAGUAAUUUGAACAUAUUUUGGCUAAAACACUAUAGUAAUUAAACAUUUUAAUGCAUUUGAUUGGCAAUUAUUUUGUUAAUUGGAGUAAUACCUUCUUCAGGUAGAAAGUAGCAGUUAUGAGGGAGAUACAGAUUUACAGAUUAACUGAGCACAACCCAUUUUGCUGCGACUUUGAGAGAAUUUCUGCUGAUGAUUGUAGUUACGUCCCUGAAGCCAGUAUUAAGGAGCCAGUAGUAAGGACCCUAAAAACAGUAUUGCUCCUUUUUAAAGUGGCCACAUCUAUGAUGUGGCAAUAAAGCAAUUGCAAUUUUUUCUGCAAAUAUUCCAUUUGUCAAAAAAAAAAAAAAAAUGACUGUAUGGGGUCACGAAAACA
Messenger RNA from Mugil cephalus (flathead mullet), 1969 nucleotides. RefSeq names its product mitochondrial assembly of ribosomal large subunit 1 (gene malsu1). Gene Ontology annotation, cellular component: mitochondrion. Lineage: Eukaryota; Metazoa; Chordata; Actinopteri; Mugiliformes; Mugilidae. Gene Ontology annotation, biological process: negative regulation of translation; negative regulation of ribosome biogenesis. Gene Ontology annotation, molecular function: ribosomal large subunit binding. The record is from RefSeq and is a predicted model, not a curated record. The transcript is spliced from 4 exons. Bases 88 to 813 code for a protein of 241 amino acids.